AUGAGUUUCGGCUUUAGCGUGGGGGAUUUCCUCGCGACUUUGAAACUCGCCGAUGAUUUGAAAAAGCGGUUUGCACAAGCUCCCAGUGAGUUCAAGGCUAUUUCUGGAGAGGUUAAAAGCUUGUGGGCUGUCCUCCAUGAUCUCAAUGACAUUCCGAAAGAGGGCCUCAGCGUGCACCAGAAAAGCGAAAUGGAAUCAAUUGUUCAAAAAGGCCGUGAGGUGCUGCUAGAAAUUGAAAACAAGUUGAGCAAGUACAAUGUUCUUGCAUUUGCGACUUCAAACUGGAAGAACAAGGCUCUUCGAGCAUGGAGUCGAGUCAAUUGGGAUCCCGCGGAAGUCAACAGCUUGCGGAGUCGCAUCACGUCUUGCAUUUCGCUUUUCAAUUUGGUCAUGGGGAAAAUCAAUCAGGAUCUGACCCUGGAAAUUGGAGCGGAGGUCCAUUCGAUGAAGGAGAAUUGCGACACUCAGCUACGCAAUGGAAUGCUCCCAUGGAUUUGUGCGAUAGAUCCCUCGGAGCGACAGAGUAAAGUCUUCAACAUGCGGCGUGAAGGUGCAGGCAAAUGGUUCCUGGAAAGUGAGCAAUUCCUCCUCUGGAUCGCCAGUGAAAAGAAAAAGACCCUGCUCUGUACUGGAGUUCCCGGGGCCGGCAAGACAGUACUUACUUCUAUCGUCAUUGACCAUCUUGAGAAAAAGUUUUCCAAUGAUGACAGUGUUGCGAUCACUUAUAUUUAUUUCGACUUUCGGCAACGACUUGAAUUUUUCGACCUCAUUUCGAGUCUUCUUAGACAGUUGCUCCAGGGGAACCCAGGCCUGUGUGGAACAAUCUCUGAUUUGCAUUCUCGACGCCAACAAAAACCUAGUCAUUUAUCUGAAGCGGAAGUUCAAAAGCAACUCGAGCUGGUGAUAUCUCAGUGCCGCGAGGUGUUCUUUCUCAUUGACGGACUAGAUGAGUGCUUGGAUGUUCGUGUGCGACGUCAGUUCCUCAUAUGGAUCGGAACCCUUCUCAAUUUCAAUGGUCAUACGAAUAUCAAGGUCCUUGCAACCACGCGGCACGACGAUAAAUUUGGAAAGGCCUUUCUCAGCGAGGGUCUCACCAUGGAAAUCAAAGCAAGUAGAGAAGAUGUGGAAAUCUUUCUUGAUGCAAGCCUGGAUUAUCUUCCGGGGUUCAUUCAGAGGAAACCCGAGCUUUGGAACUACAUUCGGAAUCAGAUCAUUGAAUCCACUGGGGGAAUGUUUCUGCUCGCCCGUCUCUAUUUGAAUCUACUAUUGGAUGAGAAGAAUGAGAAAAGAGUUCGAACCCUAGGCACUCAAUUUCAAACUGGCUCAGGCGCAUAUGAUCAUGCAUAUGAUGACACCAUGAAGAGAAUUGAGCAGCAAAGCUCCUUUUCCCAGGACCUUGCCAAGAGGAUUCUAGGAUGGGUUACGUUCUCGGCACGACCACUUACCGCUAUUGAGCUGCAAGACGCUAUUGCAGUCGAAAUUGGAGAGCCUGAAUUCGACCAAACGAACAUAAUAGACAUCGAGGAGAUGAUCUCUGUCUGCUCCGGUUUGGUCGUUGUAGAGGAAACCAGCAACAUCGCUAAGCUUGUACAUUUUACAACUCAAGAUUAUCUGAAACGCACGUGCAAGUCUUGGUAUCCCGAUGUUCAUGAAUUUCUCACAAACACCUGUCUUACAUAUCUGUCGUUCGACAACUUUGAUGGUCCUUGUUUGACCCAAGAUGACCCUAAAGUACAGCGAGGAGAGUACCCGUUUUAUCAAUACUCGGCUCAUGAGCUAAAUACCCAUCUCCGCCAGAGUCUUGGAAGUGACUCCCUUCUCCCUGCAUUCAUCGGAAACGAUGCCAAAGUUUCUCGGUGCAUGCGAGAAAUCUUCGGUCUGUCAGGAACCGAAUGCGGUUUCACAGGACUCCAUCUUGCCUCACUAUUUGGCCUUGAACACAUUGUAGAGGGAUUCUCCCAUACUGGCAGCAAUUUCGAUAUCUGGGACUAUCUUGGCCGCACGCCUCUUAUAUGGGCUGCAGGGUCUGGCAACGAGACAGUAGUCAGUCUAUUACUUGACCGUGGAGCUGACCCCAACUCUGCGACAAAGGAGAGCUUCACACCACUCUUCUACGCUGCAGCCUACGGCCAUGCCGCAGUGGUUAGACUUUUGAUUGAUGGAGGUGCCAAUGUCAAUUUUGAAAACAAAAGCAACGAGACCCCAGUCUUCUUCGCUGCGAAAGGUGGUGGUGGAGUCCGACUCGGUCCUAGAUCACUAUUCACCAUGGGUGAUCAUGCAUUGGUUAUAAAAUUGCUACUCGACGCAGGAGCUAAUCUUGACCACGAAAACGAUCGUCAUGAAACACCCUUGCAUGCAGCAGCAAAUAAUGGCCAUGAGGCGGCGGUUAGACUGCUUCUUGAGAGGAAUGCCAACAUCAACUCAAAUCACAGUAACUACUGCGGUCACGAGCGCAUCCCAGCAGCUCCUCUGACCGCCGCAGCAAGAAAGGGCUACGUCAAAAUCACCAAACUGCUCCUUGAAAGUGGUGCAGACACUCCAUUCCGGUUAAUGGACACAAACCUGCCGCCUUACUUUUAUGCGCUGUCUUGUCUAUCAAAGUCACUUAUAGAUAAAGACGAAAGUUCUUUCACAGCAAUACUUCAAGAGUCUGGUGACCCAAGCUUCCGAGAUGAGUUCGAGCGCCUGCCAUUACACUGGGCAGCUUCGCGAGGCGACAGCGCUUUGGUGCAGCACAUUUUGAAGGCCGGAUGUAACCCGAAUCCCAAGGACAUAUUUGGCAGAACACCAUUGUUUGCAGCCGUUUGCAAGGACAGAGUCAACGUGGUGAAAGUGUUGCUCGACCACCCCGACAUCGACGCCCAAAGUGAAGACAAGCUGGGAGUUACUCCCCUUCAAGAGUCCUGUAGAAGACAAAGGUCCUCUUACAAAGUCCCUUCUUUCGCAAGAGGAAACAGUGCAGGACCUUGGGAUGAGGUCACCAAUCUUCUCAAAGUCAAGACUGGACUGCGUGAGGAAUGUCUGCUCAACGCCAACGUCCCCUGUUUCCCCCGAGAUUGUCCCCCGCAACAGGCCUUUUACGAACAUUGUGAUGUCUGUCUUGACAUAAUCCUGUUAGGCGGUUCAAGGAUUGUCCACUUUGUGGGCAAUCGUUUUGAGAAGUGA
Molecule: messenger RNA, 3165 nt
Organism: Penicillium canescens
Lineage: Eukaryota; Fungi; Ascomycota; Eurotiomycetes; Eurotiales; Aspergillaceae
Product: ankyrin repeat domain-containing protein
Exons: 5
Coding region: 1-3165 (1054 amino acids)
Molecular function (GO): protein binding
Source: RefSeq, a predicted model, not a curated record